Haliotis rubra (blacklip abalone) is the source of this 2019-nucleotide messenger RNA. RefSeq names its product regucalcin-like. The transcript has 6 exons. NCBI's taxonomy places the organism in Eukaryota, Metazoa, Mollusca, Gastropoda, Lepetellida, Haliotidae. Bases 222 to 1124 code for a protein of 300 amino acids. Gene Ontology annotation, biological process: L-ascorbic acid biosynthetic process. The record is from RefSeq and is a predicted model, not a curated record. Gene Ontology annotation, molecular function: calcium ion binding; gluconolactonase activity; enzyme regulator activity.
CAAAAAAAGAAUCGUCGCACCCGUUUCCUAACAAUGGGUAAUGACCUCCACUAUCAUGUCUAGGUGGUCGUGUAUUCAUUCCCUGGCACGCACAAGUUACACCGUGACAACCUACAACAAUAUUGACUAGAAUAUAGGAUACAAAGACAAUCUUUCUGACCCACAUCGCUGAGACGUGCACCAGACUCUACAGCUUCAAGGUACGACAUUAUUGACCAGCGAUGUACAAAGUGGAGACAGUCUUGAAGAAUGUGGCGACCAAGUGUGGAGAAGGGCCCCACUGGGAGGACUCCACACAGACGUUGUUGUUUGUCGACCUUGACAUCGGCAAGAUCUUCAGAUACAAUCCCGCAACCCGCACCAACGACAUGAUCCAGCUCAAUGGGUGUGUAGGGUUCAUCGUCCCCCGCAGUAAAGGGGGAUUUGUGAUCGGACUGGAUCGAACCUUCUCAACUCUCGACUGGAACACCAAGACCGUCACCAAGUUGGCGGAAGUGGAACCCGGGACCAACAACAGGAUGAAUGAUGGGAAAUGUGACCCAAGAGGACGUCUGUGGGCAGGUACAAUGAGCAAGACACUGGAGGAUUUCCAGGGCAACUUGUACUGUCUGGACACGGAUGGUUCAGUGACCAAGAAAGUAGAGCGAACUAGCAUCUCUAAUGGGCUGGCGUGGUCCCCAGACAACACCACCAUGUACUUCGCCGACACGGCGCCACGUAAAGUGUACGCUUUCAACUAUGACAUAAACACUGGAGAUAUCACCAAUAAAAGAGUAGCUGUAGACUUUGACAAAGUCCCGGAAUUCCAAGGGAAGGUUCCCAGCCCUGACGGGAUGACGAUAGACAUUGACGGCAACAUAUGGGUGGCCUGUUUAGGUGGUGGCUGCAUGGCCAAAUUUGAUCCGAGAACAGGGGCGGCGCUGCAGCAGGUAGAUCUGCCUGACGCUACUCAGAUCACGUCGGCGGCGUGGGGAGGGAGGAACCUGGACGAGUUGUACGUCACCAGCCUCAGGAAGGAAAUUCCAGACAGUGAGCUCCAUACCGUCAACUCACAGGCCGGAUCACUGUUCAGAGUUACCGGCCUUGGCGUUCGAGGCAUCCCGGCAUAUGUCUACCAGGGCUGAAGAACAACAACAUCUUCUCCCGCCCAGUAUUUAGUCACCAUAUGUUUUAGUGGGUCAACACUGCAGAGUUAACACUGACGAAACAACGUUAAUUUGUUAUUAGAUAUGUGGGUCAAUAUCCUAUUGUUUCGAUCAUGUCUCAAAUUCGAUCGAUUCAACUUGGAACAUUUUAACAUAUGUCAACCUAUAAGAAACCUGAAUGCAUAAUCAAAGUUAUUGAUUACCUCCAGACCCCAUCGCACCUGCUUCUAUGUCAUCCUUCACGGUAAAGGAAAAGAUAAUAGCUGCCAGACUAAAUCAGACAAUGUAGUGUCUCCCUGUGUCAGGGAUCCGAAACCACAAUGGAAUAUCGGUUGAUUUUGUCAAAAAAGGAGAAAUUCUUAGUAAAAAUGAUAAGGUUUCAGCCUGUAAUGGAAUCAGUGUAAUAUCAAUGUUAACUGUGUAAUAUCAAUGUCAACUGUCUAAACGAAAUAGAGUGGUCUAAUAUCCUUUGGUAUUUCACAAACAACCUCUGGCAUAGGAUUAUUUUGUUUCUUGCUUGGACAUUUCGGAAAACUACAAUUCCGAAAACCACGACAAUAAGUAAUUAUUGAAAAGUCGAACUCAUGGUGUUUUAGCUUGUUUAAGGUCAAACGUGCAUUACCAUGCAAGUAAUAACAUAUUUCGGUAUUCAGAGCAAAGAACUUUAUGUUAACAAUACUAGGUUACUAAAUGCUUCUUAUUACCAGUUCCUGUAUUGUUGAUCGUGUAUCGUGCUUGCUGUCUGCUGUGUGUAUCUCUCGUAUAUUACAAGCAUAGUUCAUCCCAGGUUGUCACAUUGGUGAGUUCCGACUGGUUCAUGUACAGCUUGUAAAUAUAGACUUGUUAUAUAAACUAUAAUCUUCCAUGAUAUGGG